GCAACGCGCUGUUAGCAGAGAAACUAAAAAGAGUGAAUAAAUUAAAAGAAAAAAAAAAGAACUUAAACUAAAGUAUUAAAAAAAAUGGAAGAACUGAAAGUUCGUUUAACAAUACUGUUCUUUUUAAUAAGUGCUGUUUUAUGUCUUCUUGUUAGUAUGAAUACAGACAAUUGGACAGAACACCAAGGAGUUUUUUCAGGAUUGUGGCGAAAGUGUAAAAAACUAAAUGGGGAAACAUCUUGCGAAGAACUUUCCAACAAUUCUUUACCUGGUUUCUUUACGUAUGUGAGAGCACUCUGCGCUAUAGCAUUAGGAUUCUUUAUUGCUGGAAUUUUGUACUGUAUAUUUGUUAUCUUUCGACCUCGUACGUUUGGAUUGACAUGUUUUACAGUUUUUGUCAUCAUUGGUGGUUUGAGUUUGUUAAUUGGACUUUCAAUCUAUACAUACUUCAACGAUGAUAAGUUUAGCAACAGUAUACGAUUCCACUGGUCUUACUUUGUUGGUUGGUUAGGUGUUUUCAUGGCAUUACUUACAACGAUAAUAUCAUGUUACGACAUAACGUAUCCUUCAUCACCUUACGGUCAAGCAUACAGAAUAGAAUAAUCAUCAGAACUCUCAUCACCGUACGGUCACGCAUAUAGAAUAGAAUAAAAUGCAGAUAUUUGUAAAGACUCGGCUUCUUGUUUAUCUUUAAGCACUAAUUUUUGAUAUUUUUGUUUAAACUACGACAAAAAAAUUGAUUGUAAUCAAAAAUAAUAAAGAGAAAAUAGUUUAGUGCAA
Molecule: messenger RNA, 780 nt
Organism: Hydra vulgaris (swiftwater hydra)
Lineage: Eukaryota; Metazoa; Cnidaria; Hydrozoa; Anthoathecata; Hydridae
Product: claudin domain-containing protein 2
Cellular component (GO): membrane
Source: RefSeq, a predicted model, not a curated record